Molecule: messenger RNA, 1727 nt
Organism: Amorphotheca resinae ATCC 22711
Lineage: Eukaryota; Fungi; Ascomycota; Leotiomycetes; Helotiales; Amorphothecaceae
Exons: 1
Coding region: 93-1604 (503 amino acids)
Biological process (GO): mRNA splicing, via spliceosome
Cellular component (GO): U4/U6 x U5 tri-snRNP complex
Source: RefSeq, a predicted model, not a curated record
CAUUCUCAUUUCAAAAGUUCAAGAAGUCGCAGGUUCUGCACACUCCUCAUUCCUUUCAUAUCCUAUUGCCACCACGAGGGAGGUUGCCCGCUAUGGAUCGACGUCAAGCGUCGCCCAUCCUCUCCCCGCGUCAUGAUGCUUCCAGUCGCGUUGGCAAGCCCCAGUCGGCAGCAGAAAAGCUGGCAUCUCUGAAAGCAAGAGUAGCUGCAGCAGUGAGCAGCAGCAAACCUAAGAGUGGUUUGAAUGCUGGACUACAACCAGUAUCGGCGAGGGGAGGGCUUAAUGUGGAUCUACAUCCUGCGCUGCAAGACCUUGGACAAUACAAGCCGUCGAAGACCGUUGCCCCAAAGUUUGCGACCAGUAUUGGAAAUGCUCGUCCUCAGCCAGAAAAGCCAGCCCCGAAGAAACAACUCGAUCUAUCCGGUCCUUCGGCAGAGGAAACGCGUAACAACCCAUAUUUUGACAUCAGUCUGGGGGGUCAGACAGCGACGCUGAAAAAUAGGCAUUCGAGACAGUUGGUUUUCAAUCAGAAGGGCAAAUACAUUCAGCAGGCAAAUGCUCUUCGCAGACAGGCUGCCCUCGAGGCUAUGAAAAAGCGCAUUGCAGAGUCAUCACGAAAAAUAGGCAUCGAUGAGGAUCUGGAUACAGAGAAAAACUACCUGGUCGAAGCGCCGCCCGACAUCGAGUGGUGGGACGAAGGUCUGGUAGAUGGCAAGAACUACGACAAUAUCUCCGACCCGAAGAAACUGAAAAUCGACACCCCAGACUCUAUCAUUACCGAAUAUAUCCAACAUCCCGUGCUCCUUGAACCCCCUCAAGAAAAGAAUAUGCCCCCGCCAAAACCCAUGUUUCUAACUUCCAAAGAACAAGCGAAACUUCGGCGUCAACGCCGAAUGGCUGAGUUGAAAGAACAGCAAGCCAAGAUCCGUCUGGGCCUUGAGCCCGCACCUCCUCCGAAAGUCAAGAAAGGAAACCUUAUGAGAGUUCUUGGUGAAGAGGCGGUAAAGGACCCCACAGCAGUCGAAGCACGGGUUAACCGAGAAAUCGCUGCACGCCACCAAGCGCACAUUGAGAUGAAUGAAGAACGCAAGCUGACCAAGGAACAACGCCAUGAAAAACUUGCGCUGAACCAGGAGAAGGAUGCCGCAAAGGGCAUUCGCAUGAUGGUCUUUAAGAUCGAUAAUCUCUCCAACGGUGCUCAUCGAUUCAAAAUAGCGAAAAAUGCAGAGCAAAUGGCUCUUACUGGCAUUUGCAUUAUACAUCCAAGAUUCAACUUGGUUAUUGUGGAGGGUGGAGAGCACAGUAUUCGACAAUAUCGCAAGCUUAUGCUUCAGCGUAUCGACUGGACAGAGAACUCCCCGACGCGAAUCAAAGAAGGUACAAAAGCGGAGGCCUUGCAGGAUUGGCUGAAGGCAGAAGAUGAGAAAGGAGAGCUCAAGGAUCUGACCUUGAACAAGUGUGUACUGGUCUUUGAGGGCGAAGAGAAAGCUAGGGCAUUUAGGAAAUGGGGAAGUAAGGUCUGUGAAACUGAUAGCGCAGCUCGAGAUGCUUUGCAGAGAGCGAAGAUGGAGAACUUCUGGGCUUUGGCAAAGAGCAUGAAGUAAGUAAUUGGUAUUCCUGGGGCAUGUAAUCCUAAUCGAAAUGCCUCCCUGUUUAUAUUAUCCCAAUCAAGCACCACAUACUGCGGUCAUUUUAUAGUGGAUAUCUAAUGGGCGAUUCGAUUGAGC